Molecule: messenger RNA, 1940 nt
Organism: Morus notabilis
Lineage: Eukaryota; Viridiplantae; Streptophyta; Magnoliopsida; Rosales; Moraceae
Product: proline-rich receptor-like protein kinase PERK4
Exons: 8
Coding region: 1-1881 (626 amino acids)
Biological process (GO): protein phosphorylation
Molecular function (GO): protein kinase activity; ATP binding
Source: RefSeq, a predicted model, not a curated record
AUGUCUUCCUCGCCUUCUGUGACUGCUCCGUCCCCUACCUCAGACUCGGCGACACCGCCGCCAACUCCACCGACAUCAACAUCGCCCCCACCAUCAUCUUCGCCGUCACCGUCACCGCCAUCCAGUUCCCCGCCCCCGAAGGCGUCACCACCACCUCCAGAGGAUAAAUCAUCGUCCCCUCCACCACCUUCUGACAAUGCCUCUCCUCCACCUACUCCAAAGAGCAACAACUCAAGUCCUUCUCCUCCGCCGCCACCAACCAAUCUCGUCUCGUCACCUCCCCCACCCCAUUCUUCUGCCGCUAUACCACCGCCGCCGCCAGAGAAGUCUCCGCCGUCGAAUUCCACAACGUCGAGCUCCUCCAAUACCUCGUCGGGCUCAGUUGCUCUUUCGACAUCCACCAAGCAGUUGAUAGUUGGAAUGACUGUGGGAAUAGGGCUGUUUUUACUAGCUAUGGUGGUCGUGUGCAUGAUCUGUGCGAGGAGAAAGAAGAGAAAGCGCGAUCAUGAUCAAAUGCAGUACUACGGUGAUCCUUCUCAUGGUCGCAAAGAUAAUAUGUAUUACAACAGUUCACAGAACCCAAACUGGCACAUGGGUCCGCAAGUACAAGACCACGUGGUAAGGCUCAACCCGUCACCGCCAGGCCCAAUGGCUGGUUCACCGCGCGGGGCAUGGCCCACACCCCCUCCUCCUCCUCCACCUCUAAACAGCGGCGAAAUGGUGAGCGGCAAUUUCUCAGGUCCGCGCCACCCGCCGUUGCCACCUCCCUCACCAGCACUCUCACUCGGGUUCAACAAGAGCACCUUCACCUAUGACGAGCUUGCAGCCGCCACUAGCGGGUUUUCGCAGGCCAAUUUGCUUGGCCAGGGCGGGUUUGGGUACGUGCACAAAGGAGUCUUGCCCAAUGGGAAAGAAGUCGCGGUCAAGAGCCUCAAGUCGGGAAGUGGGCAAGGAGAGAGAGAGUUUCAAGCGGAAGUGGAGAUCAUCAGUCGGGUUCACCACAGACAUCUUGUGUCACUUGUUGGGUAUUGCAUUGCUGGUGAGCAGAGAAUGUUGGUCUAUGAAUUUGUUCCCAAUGGAACAUUGGAACAUCACCUAUAUGGAAAGGAUCUUCCAACCAUGGAUUGGCCGACCAGGCUUCGGAUUGCGAUAGGAUCGGCCAAAGGGCUUGCAUAUCUUCAUGAAGAUUGCCAUCCACGAAUUAUCCAUCGUGAUAUCAAAGCUGCCAAUAUUCUCCUUGAUUACAACUUUGAAGCCAUGGUGGCUGAUUUUGGGUUGGCUAAGCUGUCUUCUGACAACUACACUCAUGUGUCGACAAGAGUCAUGGGAACAUUUGGGUAUUUGGCUCCAGAAUAUGCAUCAAGUGGAAAGUUGACAGAGAAGUCUGAUGUUUUCUCAUUUGGGGUCAUGCUCUUAGAGCUUAUAACUGGAAGAAGACCUGUAGAUCCCAAUAACGCAAUUGACGAUAGCUUAGUGGACUGGGCUCGGCCGCUCUUUCAACGUGCCCUAGAGGAUGGCAUUUACGACGAGCUAGUGGAUCCGCGGCUGGAGAACAACUACAACCCUCGUGAGAUGGCACGCAUGGUCGCUUCCGCUGCAGCCAGCAUCCGCCAUUCCGCUAGAAAGCGGCCCAAGAUGAGCCAGAUUGUGCGGGCACUGGAAGGAGAUGUUUCGUUGGAUGACUUGAACGAAGGGGUGAGACCUGGUCAGAGCACUAUUUACACCUCAAGUGGAAGCUCCGAUUACGAUGCAAAUGCCUAUGAUGCUGACAUGAAGAAGUUCAGAAAGAUGGCGUUGACCAGCCAGGAAUUCGUGAGCAGUGAUUUCGGGACUUCUAGUAAUGACUCGAGAGAAAUGGCUAACCAAAAGCAACAAAUUUGACUUUCAACUUUGGAAAACUGUCAAUUGUUUGAGUCUGCCAAAUUGAAUUAGGAAUGAAA